This is a messenger RNA of Rana temporaria (common frog), 1062 nucleotides long. It is a transcript of the gene FAIM, whose product is annotated as Fas apoptotic inhibitory molecule. The coding region runs from base 103 to 711 and encodes 202 amino acids. The transcript is spliced from 6 exons. Gene Ontology annotation, biological process: canonical NF-kappaB signal transduction; negative regulation of extrinsic apoptotic signaling pathway via death domain receptors; positive regulation of neurogenesis. Lineage: Eukaryota; Metazoa; Chordata; Amphibia; Anura; Ranidae. The record is from RefSeq and is a predicted model, not a curated record.
CAGGGCGGAAGGGGCGGAGCGCGCCCUGGUCACCUGGAGACAGUUGCCCGGGCAGCGGAGGCCGCGUCACUCCAACUUCCGGCCGAGAGAAUCAGGGGAGGAAUGGCGGCCCACCAGGAGGUGACGAUGUACGAUGAUGAAGUGAGAUCGCGCUACGGCCGGCUGGAGAAGAUGACUGACCUGGUCGCCGUGUGGGAAGUCGCUCUCAGUGAUGGCGUCCAUAAGAUUGAGUUUGAACACGGCACCACGUCGGGGAAGAGAGUGGUCUAUGUGGACGGGAAGGAGAUCAUCCGGAGGGAUUGGAUGUUUAAGUUGGUGGGGAAGGAAACGUUCGCAGUGGGAGCCGCUCAGACGAAGGCGACCAUCAACAUCGACGCCGUCAGCGGCUUCGCCUACGAAUACACGCUGGAGGUGAACGGCAAGAGUCUGAAGAAAUACAUGGAGAACCGAUCCAAGACCACCAACACCUGGGUGCUCCACCUCGACGGGGAGGACUGCCGGGUGGUGCUGGAGAAAGAUACGAUGGACGUUUGGUGUAAUGGAAAGAAGCUGGAGACAGCGGGGGAGUUUGUAGAAGACGGAACGGAGACGCACUUCAGCAUCGCCAAUCACGACUGCCGCAUCAAGGCGGUGAGCAGCGGCAAGCGGCGGGAAGGGAUCAUCCAUACACUGAUUGUAGACGAUUGUGAAAUCCCGGAGAGCGUGGAGUAACAUCUCCGGAUUCUGAUCAGGGACUGAUAGUCGUCAUGUUUAACCCUUUCCCUGCAAGUCACGGACUGUAGUGCCCCCUGGAGGGUGUAGCUGGUUAGUGCCGCUCCUUUUAUAUGGGUGUGUGAACCCUGUGAUGGGGGGGAGGGGCUGACCAAUCACAGAGCUGUACAGAGGUCACAUGGAAUGACCCCUCCAGGCCUAUUUAUAAAGAUCGAACGCUCCAUUUGUGUUUUCAUCCAAAUAUUGUACAUUUAUGUUUUAUUUAUAAAGUUGCUCUGGACUGUACAAUACAUUUUUACAGGAUUCUCCUCAAUUUUCUAAACUUUAUGCUGCUUUUUUUUUUUCUUCUAU